Molecule: messenger RNA, 576 nt
Organism: Orycteropus afer afer
Lineage: Eukaryota; Metazoa; Chordata; Mammalia; Tubulidentata; Orycteropodidae
Product: transmembrane protein 217-like
Exons: 1
Coding region: 1-576 (191 amino acids)
Source: RefSeq, a predicted model, not a curated record
AUGAGAGAGCAGUAUUGGUGUGGGAUGACCGCCAAAAUGGGCACUGUGUUGUCAGGGGUCUUUACCAUCAUUGCCACUGACAUGUACCUCAUCUUUGAAGGAAAGCACUUACAAAGUGACACUUGUGCUGAGACCCAACAACGGAUGCAGGACAUGGAACAAAUUAUAAGUCAGUAUGUCGUGUGCUGGGGUUUCAGAAUUGUCAUCAUCAUGUCUACCAUCACCAUUGUCAUCAGCUUCUUCCUCCUGUAUUCAGUGUAUGCCCAGAUGUUCAGGGGCAUAAUGAUCUACAUCAUCUGGAUCCUUUUCUAUGAAGCUGUAAACAUUAUAAUACAAGUCUUCACCAACAGUAACUCCAGGGUGCAGGUGGUUAGAGUGAUGCGCUGGUUUGGCUUGGUGUCCCGAGUAUUCAUGCACUGUUUUUGGAUGUUCUUUGUCAUCAGCUAUAUGCACAUUCUCUACAGAAAUAAAAGCCAGGACAAUAUACAUACCUACAAGAGACAUUUUUCAGUGAACAACAGAAAGUUCCUGUGGAAUAAAUCAAAGAUAAUUGACUUUUCCCACCACUAUAAGUAA